Oryza sativa Japonica Group (Japanese rice) is the source of this 1084-nucleotide messenger RNA. RefSeq lists its product as uncharacterized. Lineage: Eukaryota; Viridiplantae; Streptophyta; Magnoliopsida; Poales; Poaceae. The record is from RefSeq and is a predicted model, not a curated record. Gene Ontology annotation, cellular component: U2-type catalytic step 1 spliceosome. Gene Ontology annotation, biological process: mRNA splicing, via spliceosome.
CGAGGGCACACGCCGCCUUUGCGAUCGACUCGCGCGUCUCCUCUCCUCCUUCCAGGGCUCAGGCGAGGGGGGUACGGUGGUGGUGGGCUCGCCGGAGAGAUGGCCGAGCGCAAGGUGAUCAACAAGCACUACCCGGACGACUUCGACCCGUCCAAGAUCCCGCGGCGGCGGCAGCACAAGAAGCAGAUGGUGGUGCGGAUGAUGCUGCCGAUGACCGUGCGCUGCGCCGCCUGCGGCGAGUACAUCGGGAGGGGGACCAAGUUCAACUCCCGCAAGGAGGACGUCGCCGGCGAGAGGUACCUCGGCGCCGUCCAGGUGUUCCGCUUCUACAUCCGCUGCUCCCGCUGCUCCGCCGAGAUCGUGUUCCGGACCGACCCCGCGAGCGCCGGCUACGCGCUCGAGUCCGGCGCCACCCGCCCCUCCUACGAGCCGUGGCCCGCGGCGGCGGCGGAGGCGGGGCGGGAGGAACGCGGCGGCGGCGACGCCAUGACGGCGCUCGAGGGCCGGUGCCGCGACGCCAGGCGCGAGAUGGGCGUGGACGCCGCGCUGGAGGAGAUGCGGUCGCUCAAGUCGAGGCGCGCCGGGGUCACGCCGGAGCAGCUGCUGGAGUCGCUGCGCCGUCGCGGGGAGGCGCUGGCCGAGCUGGAGGAGGACGACGAGAAGCUCAUCAGCUCCAUCGCGUUCGGCAACGCGAAAGAGCGCAGCCUCAGACGGAUCGACGACGGCGACGACGAAGACGACGAGGAGGAUUUCUUCGAUUCGUGCCUGGCCAGAGCAGCCAUGGCCACCACCAGCCACCAAGCAAAGAAGAGGCCGCCGCCACCGCCGCGAGAUGCGGUUAAAUCGUUGGUCGUUUCGAAGAAGAGAAGGCCAGAGAGCAUGGAUCAAGCUGCAUGGCCGCCGUCGUCGGGGAAGACCACCGCGAGCAACGGUGCUCUUCAGGUGCUUUGCUGUAACUAUGACGACGAGGAGUAGUAGGAGAGCUAAGCUAAUGUGUGGUGAUGGAAUUUGACAAUGAUUCUUUCCCUUAUGGCUUGUUUAGUUGGCAAAAAAAAAAAUUGUCCCUACAUAUCACAUCGAAUAU